This is a messenger RNA of Rhopilema esculentum, 9147 nucleotides long. Its product is annotated as tectonic-3. The record is from RefSeq and is a predicted model, not a curated record. Lineage: Eukaryota; Metazoa; Cnidaria; Scyphozoa; Rhizostomeae; Rhizostomatidae. Gene Ontology annotation, biological process: cilium assembly.
CGCGAUUAUCAAAACGAGGAAAGCGCGGAAGGUUUGCAACUUUGCAUGGUAACAAGUAAAAUGUCGAAAUGUUAAAUUUAAUAUAAUUUAUUAGCGCAAAGACAUAUUGCAAUAGAAAGACCAGAAUGAGUUACCUAUAAACCAUCAUGGUUUUUCAUAAAUCUUGUUUGCUACUGCUGCUGCUGAUUCAUGUCAUUCUAUUUGGUAAAGUUGGCCUAGCUACAGGGCAAGCGGCAACCUGUGCAUGUGAUCUGACUGAAAAUGGAUGUGAUCCGAAUUGCUGUUGUGAUAAUGACUGCACAGCUGCUGACAGAUCUUCAUUUACAUUUUGCAAGAAUGUUGACUUGAAUCAAGAUGACAGAGUCUGUGUAUCAAACCAGAUUAUUGAAUUUGCUAAUGCUAAGUACAGGACAUCUGCUACGGGAUCUGGAUUGUUCUGUAUCCAUACUGAUAACUAUGCAGCAAGGAACUUCUACACAACUGUACAAACUGCAACAACUGUCUCUAGGUUUGAUGAGCUGCUUAAAACAUAUGGAAAGACCAGUUUUGUACCAUCACCUUUGCCUACAAGAAGUUAUGUUUCUUCCUCAAUAUACAAGUAUGGCGACCCGGUUAUUCUCCUUUUUGAAAGCAAUGUUCAAGGUUACCUUGCAUUUCCAAAAUCUAAUGUUGGCAAUUCAGAAUGUGAUGAUGAAAACCCAGCUGGGUUUAUGAAAAACGAGGACUCAGCGUGCUCGAGAUAUAUCAGAGAUCUUGCUUCACAAUGCAUCAGCGACAGUAGCUUUAAUGCGCUGAGCUAUUACACGCAGUUCAAGUUCCUUCCGGGACCGUCCUUCCUUGCAGAAAGGGUUUUGUAUAUACAAGAGAACGUAACUAUCACAACAAGCAUCAUUCAACCGACACCGGUUGCAACCAAUGCCGGUAUUUCAGUAAACAGAACCGCAUCAUCAGUAUUCCCGUCUCCCAGUCCUGUAGCAAACUCCACUGGAACAACCACAAAGGCCACAACGAGAACCAUAUAUACCUUGGUAUCAUACAACGACCCUUUGCUUGUGUCAGCGUCAUUGCAACAGCCUAUUGUUUGCCAAACAACCUCUGGGGUGCAAGGAAAUUGUUCAUUUGUUGCUCCUUCGAAACCGUCUUACAACUUCACUAGUAAUGUUUGCCAGAACGUCCUGUUGAAAGCAUCAUACAUCGUAUUUUACGAUACGAACUCAACAGCUCUAAACGUCUCUUCGGUCAGCGUCAAUUUGGUUAUGGGCGAUAUACCAUCAACGAUGACAUCUUUUAAGCAAGAAUUCUCAAUCCGGUUCCAAAAGGUUGGAUCACAAUCUACAUUUUCUCGAAGCGGCAAUCCUGGUUACGUUCAUGGACGUCCAAUUUUGGCUGGCACGCUACAGACGAACACACAGCAGAAGAAAGAAGCUAUAAUCUUAAAUAAAGAUCCGAAUAAAUGGUUAACUGUCAUCAAAUCAUCGUCCGAUGCUUGUGGUGUGACCUCGCAAAGGAUGUCGGUUAAAUUUGGCAUCAACAUUAGGACAGGAUGUUUUAUCAGCAUCAAAAGAGUAAUGACUAACCAAGAAUGCAGCCUGCUUCAAAGCAACAUCUACAAUAGCCUGUUGGGCAGCUUCCCAACUCACGUUGCAAUGUACGGUAAUUCUGCUGUUACAAAUACUGCUGACUGGGUGCCGAUUAUCAACAGCCAGCCGCAAACACCUCCAUCUUCUGUAAACGGUGAGUGCACAAACAUGAUACUAGGUGUUCAUUUUGAGAUCCUCCAUGGCAGCACUGGAUAUCUUGGAAACCCACAGUCAAGGGUCAUUGGUUUCCGAGUGAAGUAUGACUCUCCAAAGACGAUCAGUUUUCUUUGCAUUGGUCCGUACUGUCAGCCAGGAUCCUCUAAUCUUCAAACCCAGCAAAUUGAAGUGUCUCAGUCCGUCUCUUUCAUCGAUGUAUCGACAAGUCCUGAAGCGCAAAUGAAACCGAAGCCCAAUUUCGAAGGAAAGGCACCCUAUGACUUCUUCUACCCAUUCGUUUGAUCAAAUGCUGUUUCCAUCAAGAAUUGAUGGCCAAAUACCAAGCUAGAUGUUCAUUGGUGCAAGUAAAAGCUCGGGUUCACGCAGCAAGUCGCAGGUGGCUUCAAGCCCGCGGGUAAAUAUGUUAAAUAAGCGAAAUUCGUUAUUGCAGUUCAUAGACUGUUUUUUGGAAUUAAGAUCAUCGCGUUCAAAGUUCUGAAAAAUAGGAAAAUAAGGAUAUGAAACACUUUAAGUACGUUAAAGAACAAAGAUUUUAAACUGGAUAGCUUUAACUGGAUAGCUUUAAAAUUCAAACCGAUAUUUUAAAAGUAUGUUAAUUUAUGCUCAUGACGGUUUGCUAAAUUUGCGUGCAUUCUUCCUAUUUAUUUAUUUUCAUUUCAAAGCUUGCCUUUCGAAUCUUGCAGAAUGCAGCCGCAAAACUCUUUACUUUUAUGCUCUAAUAAUCCCAGUGCAGAAAAAACCUUUCUGCCAUGCAGCGCUUGAAAAUACCAAUCUGCCAUGCAGCGCUUGAAAAUACCUAUCUGCCAUGCAGCGCUUGAAAAUACCUCUCUGCCAUGCAGCGCUCGAUACCAUGAAGGCCAAGCACAGCAUACUUUGGCGAUCAAUAGUUUCUUGCCAGUUUUUGUUUCUAUACAUCGUCGCUAUUAAAUAUGACUUUUCAUGGAUUUCAAUUAUGAUAUUAUUAUAUGAAAUGAAACUAACUGUUUACCGGUCAGUCAUAAAGUGCUCGAUACAGUAUGGGCGAUACAGAACUGUGCACGCUAUUUGAUGUACAGAAGAAGAAAGUUCUAAGCUGCUAUUCGAAGUUUCACGCUUGAUGCGAUUAUCUAUGGAUUGAAUCUAUUUAUUGUAUAUUGAUGGCGUUAACAUUGACAGAAUAUGUUAUGGGGCAGAUAACUUUAUUUGCAAGUAAGAAGUUAAAUCCUGGUUUAUUUACUUAAAAAUACUCAGGCCAAAUGCUUCAAAGAAAUGUCAAAUGAAAUGUGAAUAAAAUCGCUGACAAGCAGUAGCAAAUAAAGAUGUUUUAAGCUUGAUUUGUUUCAAUGUUAUGAAUUUUUUGUUGGAAACAGUUUCCUGUUUCAUAGUUUUGGAGCUGCUGCAUCGAAAGGGCUACCCCUUCGCGUUUUGAUCGCUGUUUUCAAAACUAUCAACGCUUAAGGCUCAUUUUUUCUCAAGUUGUAUUUUCCAGUUUCAAUGUUCAACUUUUUUCAACUUAUCGUGCACCUUUUGUGGCUGCCAAUUUCCGCGCUUUCUGGAGGGUGAAUUAGAGUUUUUUCAAGUCCAACACAAUUGUUAGAAUGUAAUAGCCUAAUUGGAAGCUUACAUAUACCUGAACAAGUAUCUUUUUAUAAAGGAAUCCUUCUAUGUAGUAAAAAUCUUUUGAUUUUCAUCAAUGGUUGCUGCAGUUUCUUUCUUUGGCUACAGUGAUAAAAAUCAUUCUCCGUUUUGUCUUCUUACCCAAAGCUAAUCCUCUUUUCGCACCAUUCUCUCAAAUUUCUUCAAUCAAUUUUUCCAUCCUGACAAAACCCAACGAGAUGAUAAUUAAAGUAAAUUCUGAGAAACUGUUUUGUUAGAAAGCAGUCAAUAGGUAAAUUCCGGUGCGGGUCCUGCGUGUAUCUCGCGUAUCUCCGUAGCAAUUUGCAGACACGCGUGCCGUGCGUGUGCGUCUCCAAGGCCUAGCAGAGAACACCAGUUGUAAUAGCCAUCCUUUUUUCUAUUGUUACUUUGAUAAACGGUUUACAAAUUUUCAAUAGGCUUCUUUGCUCAAAGCAAACCUAUUCAUUUGCUUCAGAUAGUAUCACCCAGAUGCUGUUCACUUGUUUUCCAUUCAUCCGAACACGCGUUUCUAUUAUUGUAUUAUAUCUAAGCCCGGUGUCUGGCGAUCAAAGCAGGCAUAUGUCAGUCGAAUUCAGUUUUGUUAAUUAGAUAUUUCAGUAGGAGUCCCUGCUAAGAAAUCUGCCACUUAUAUGCGUUUCUGAUGUUCUGUUGUUGCUUAAAGGGAUUUAAAUCGGUUUAAAUGUUCAAAUAAUAGUUCACUAAUUGGCAACAAAAACUCUUUGAAGCUUUACACCUCGACUUUUUGUUAAAGAACAUGUCCUAGCUGUUUGUUCAUCAGCAUAGUUCGUGAAUCGAGAACUGUUUUCUCACGACUUAAGAAGUUUCAUUUCCUUGCUGUUUUUGAUGCAUUCAAAGUCAAGAGAAAGUUACGGCUGAACGCGAACGACUCCGUGAAAGUUUCUUAUAAACGAAAUGAUUUUUCCAACACCUAGAGCUCAUCUUCUUUUUUCUCGGAUUUUGUAAGUUCAGAGACGAUGGCUAGUUAAAUAAGGCGAUAUUAAAAUUUAAAAGGAAUAGGUGCGAUCGAACGGGGGCAUUUGUCAGGGGUAAAUGUAAAUGGGGUAAAUUGAUGGUCCUGCAACCAUCAAUUUAAACUUAAAGGGAAUGAACGGAUAUAAUAUGAGUUCUGGUUGUCUAAAGAUAACUUUGCCUCGAUUGUCCAGUAGGAAAAGUUGUUUAUAAGAUGGUUGCCAAUUUGCUUAGCUGCUUUACUGCCAAUUUUGUUUUUAUUGAAAGUAAUUUUUUCUUUCAAUCGAUUGUGAAUCAAACUUUUUUUCUGAAAUGCAGUAACAAUUCCAGCCAAAUAUCAUUAGAGCACAGUGUUGCUAGAAUAAUAUUUAGAAGAAUCAAAAUUUUCCACUCAGAGUAACAGAUAGCAAAAGAUCUCGAUUUAUGUUCUAACUAUGUUGGCUUAUUAGACCAGGCUUACAUCACACUGAAAUGAUUUCAUCGUGAAAAUCUCUGUCUGUUGUUGGCUUACAAUCUGGUUUCUCUAUUCUUUCCGUCUGCAUGUUAUAAAAGGGACACCUUUCUUUCUUCCUACUGAUACCUGUCUUUGAAAUUCCUUAGUAAAUAUGUUUUACACGGCUUGUGUCGAAAGACAGAUGAACCAAGGCCGCAUGCUUUUAGCUGGUGACCCGUGUACGUUUAGCUGUCAUCUUUCAUCUACUGGUGAUACACGUCCAUCAUCUCUCGUAAUUCUUAUACAAUAGUUCGAUAUGCAAAUAAAAUGUAAAACAGUAAGAAUUAGAGAUAGAUUUUACUGACAUUGAGAUGUAAAAGAAAAAGGACUUUCUCAGGGAGAAAUGAGGAUCCCGUCGAACCUUCAAAGGGUGCAAGAAACGGAUCUGAUUUAGUAAAUGUCCGGGGUACGUUUUUUGACUUGAAUAAGGUAGGAAAAGCCAAUGGGAAAAGAAUAUCAGUUCAAAUUAGUGAACAGCAAUGUGAGGGGGUGGUACAAUUAUAUAUAUGUCUUAUAUACAUUCUUGUGACCAUUUCAGGGUUGUAAAAGUUUACAAAAGUAAACCUCUUUGAAUCGUUCAAUGACAAAUACGUCCCAGCCUGAAUUACCUAAGAUUUUAGCCUAUUUUGUUUGCGAGCACUAAAUAUUUAGUUCUGCACUAUAGUUGAAAAUCGUAGCUAGGCUGCUUUUUAAGUGGUCUUUUUGUAGGAUUAAGAGCCCCUGCUUGUUCCAUGUUUCCUCCAAUUUUCUCUUGAAAUAUUCUAUUUUUAAGUAUAUAAUCAUUUAUAAUAUUUGAAUAAAUGCCGCGAUAUAUAUUCUGGUAGCCAAAAUCUUGUUUCACUACAGUGUAUUGAACCUAAAUUAGAUGAGCUCUCUUCAGUACUAGGUCAGGCCUUAAAGAUUGGUCAGGCAAACGUGGAAUAGAAGUCUAGUUACUGACGAGUGCCUAAGCCUGAUCUUUUGGUUGCUGCACUGGAAAAAGUAGCAACCAAAAGUAGCAAAAAAAGUAUCGAUAACAUUGCUACAAUAACAUUGCUAACAUUGCUUCUCCUGCACUGCCCCCAGUUUGACUCGAUAAAUGUGGACCUCUUCCGUCAACUCCCAAAAACCAAAUGGUGACAAAAACCAAACUCUAUUUUCGCUUGUACAUCAGUCCACACUUGCGUGUAUUUAUCAGCUGAGUAGUCAUGGAUGCCACAUUUCCAUACAUAAGAGCAAUUAAAUGCUUUUAAAGUAAGGGUUUUUUAUGCAUGUUGCGGCAGCUUCCCUUUUUCAGUCGCUGUAUUCUAUGUUUACUAUAAUGGUUAGUUUACUGUACGUAGAGGAAACACACAGCGAUCCCUGUGUAUUUCACUGUAAGGACGCCGUUUAGCUUAUAAAACUGGAAGAAUUCCUCUGACUAAAAACUGGUAGCCUUAUCACAUGGCAGGAGAUUGGCCGAGAUGGGUAAUUUUUAUGACUAUGGUUUCUCAAUAUGAGAAAUCUGUUUUGAGACAAAUAGUAAUUUGCUAAAUAUAUCGGAUGCAAUUUCUAAAUAUUUCCAACCAGAUCACCGUUUCAGGUAAUAAAAGUGUUUUCUUCCUGGGAUCCAGAAAAUAUCCCCUAGAAUUUCGAGGGUAGAUGUUGACAAAAAGUUCUCCUCAGACCUAACAUGACUGAUUACGCAUUUGUAGCUAAAACAGCCCGAAGAAGCCAAGGAUGAAUAUACGUUACUGUAAGAUUUUUUAUUAUACUGUAGUAUUUUAGACUACUUUUGCAAUGAUUUACAUUACUAUUGUAAAACUCUCAAAUAACGAGCUCCACUUUGAUUCCAUUGAAAAAGAGACGUAUUAGGAAAACUGCAAUGUUUUCAUUUUCCCAGCCUUACAAUUCACAAUGAGAAGAAGCAACGGCUUAUUACCUAGUUAUCAAAACUUCACAGCAAAAAUUCGCUUCGACUUUUGUGGUAUUUGUACAGUUGCGUUUGCGAAUGGAAGACACCAGAUGCGCCUUUCAAAACACAACUUUACUACAAUGCUAUUAUGUUCGAUCAUUCUACAUGUAAUGUUCUCUGCACGUGUGAUACAUUCGAAAACGCAUAUCGUUCGUAUUCGUGUAUCCACGGUGAUGGCUGCAGUCUUCGAAAUAUUCACUGCACUCUAUGAGUAUAGUUUCAGGGGCAAUGAAGUCACGUUGCUUGCACCUUUAUCAAAUCUUGGCAGCGCCGGCUGGCAAAACGCGCGGCUAACUGGUACCAGGUCUCGAUUGGUCAGCUGCGAGCAUCUUGCGAAUCUGAUUGGCUGAAGCCGGCUGGUUGUGCGGGUUUUUUAAAAUAAUAAUGGAUUGAAAGUUUUUCUACCUCCGAAACACCUGUUUCGAAAUUUACUUUAAAAGUGGAAAGGCCAAAGUCGCCUAAUUUACACAUUAUUCCGACGAAAUUGUUAACGAUAGAAGUUCUCAAGGGUAUCUCUCCUCUUGCCUUGCUUAUUUCAAGGCUACAGUGAGCUGUUCACUAAGUAUACUUACCUGAAAAGGGGGCCUAGCUUACAACACAGAGCAAGAUUGCAUAUAAGCGUCAAAGCUUGUGUCAGGGAACAACACUGGACUUAUAGAAGAAGCAAGGCACAGUUAGUUGGUUAGCAAGACAUGGAUUUAUGUAGCAAGCCCACGAAAAGUGAUUUAUCAGAGCUGAAUCAUUUGAUGAAAGAUGCUGCCGAGUACCAACGGUUACGGACGUUGAUUCCACAGCUAGCAGCCAAGCAUACUGUAUCAAAAAUCGAGGUCGUCGAAGAAGCAAUAAACUACAUAGCGCAGCUGCAGAGGACUCUUUCAAACUUACAUCAAGUUCCUUCUGAAGAGCUACAACAGCAGUUUUUAGAAAGAGAGAAGAAAAGAAGGCGCCUGAUAAGAGAAAGAACGAAAAAGGUCCCUUCGUAUCAACAGCAGAAAAGAAGACGAAAAGCGACCACUUUGUCACUUCGAAGCAGAAAGAAAAAGCAGUAAUCAAUUUGGACACGGAAAUGCAUCAUCAACAUCGGUAUAUGGACACCACAUUGCAUAAAUGACGUCAUAUGGUCGGGCGCGUAUAGAGCUGUGCCAUUAUAGCGACUGCAUUUUCACUGCUGGUGUUCUACAGAUUGUGGAAAGACACUUUGCUAGCAGGCCCACUAUCAAAAAUGCACAUUAAAGUCAAUGAUGUCUUUUGGUGAAUACAAUUCCCAUUCUUCAAAGCUAAAGAACUUUGUCACCCUAAAAAGGGGUGCCUGUAGAGUAAAUGUAAAUGGGAAAGGGGCAAAAACACGCUAAGGAGACAUUUUAUCCAAAAAUUACCCAAUAGCUCAAAAAAGAGACCUUUCAAUUCGACCACUGUUUAAGUCACAUUAUAAAUGUAACAUAAUCAGAUAUUGUCCCUUUCCCCGCUUAGAUGCAGGUGCUCUUUGCUCAAAUCAGCGGCAUAUUCACAAUAUUUGAGUGCAUAACUACAAAGAGAAAAUCAUAUUUUGUUCCCUUGAAACUAAAUUCAUUCAUUUACAUAGAUCAAAGUUCUUUCUUUUAUGAAACAUGAAAAAUUCUCCUUGUUUCUUUCUCAUUCUAUUUCUUGUUAAAAUCAAUAACAAGAAGCGUCGCAGCAAGCCUUUUUGCCAUAUUAUUUUGUCACAAAAUUUAACCAUUUAACGUUGCACCAGUUAUAAAACGAGCAAUAGGCAAAUGUGUACAAAAAUAUCAAUUUCAUACUCUGUUAUGCGUGCAAAAUGUGCAUGACAUCUUUAGUAAACAGGCAUUUGAAAGCUAGCAAACAAAGCCCAUCUGCUGUGUUGCUCCAAGUUCGCUGUUUCACCAAACUCAAUAUCCUGAAUAUUAUUUUAUGAACGUAUUCUCAGCAUCUGGGUAAACAGAAGAUAAGCUUUAUGGAAACUUGCGCGGCUGGUCUUUUGCUGUGAUGCUGCAAAUAGAGCUACUGUAUAAUCCCGAUAACUCGAAACCCCGAUAACUCGCAACCCCGAUAACUCGAAACCCCGAUAACUCGAAACCCCGAUAACUCGAAACCCCGAUAACUCGAAACCCCGAUAACUCGAAACCCCGAUAACUCGAAACCCCGAUAACUCGAAACCCCGAUAACUGAACCAUUUUCGCAUUGCUUCCAAAUUAACUGCGAUUAGAAUGUUUACACAAUAUUUUCAGAGAAUGUUUAAAUUCAAUCAAAACUGAUAUGUCAGUCUUGUAAUUAUUAGUCUUUUAACUCUAAGUUAAGCUGCACGUUAUUAUAAAUCACUGUUCUGAUAGUUUGUAAAUAAGAUGCCUAUAAAAUGAAACACCGUAUGAAAGUCUGAA